Anguilla anguilla (European eel) is the source of this 6437-nucleotide messenger RNA. RefSeq names its product tau-tubulin kinase 1-like. Gene Ontology annotation, biological process: peptidyl-serine phosphorylation; peptidyl-tyrosine phosphorylation; signal transduction. Lineage: Eukaryota; Metazoa; Chordata; Actinopteri; Anguilliformes; Anguillidae. Gene Ontology annotation, molecular function: ATP binding; protein serine/threonine kinase activity. The transcript is spliced from 16 exons. Bases 1751 to 4033 code for a protein of 760 amino acids. Gene Ontology annotation, cellular component: nucleus; cytoplasm. The record is from RefSeq and is a predicted model, not a curated record.
UAUGUUUUACUGACAGCUUGUCGUUGGAAUGCAUAUCAUCACUGCAUCAUAUCAUUCGCUUUUCAGUGGAUUGGCACACUUACUAUUGUAGUUUCACUGGCUGGCUGACAAUAAUAAAUGGCCGUAUGGGUGUGUAUCAAACGAUGUCUUGCCAAAAACGACAGGAACUAGUUAACAUACAGGCAGAGAAAUGACGUCCUCAAAACGCACUAUGUUAACCAAAAAAUAAAUGGCAAUAGCACGAUAACAGACAAUUAAUUUAAAAAGACAACGCAUGCCUUUUGAGUGGCUAUAGCUUGUAAUUGUAGGAAAUGUAGUCUUUAUUGUAAAAAGGUGAACAUUGAACUGAUUCUUCUACGUGCUGAACGACUUAUCCCAAUGUGCCCUAACACGCCGUGAUCAAAGUAUGUGUUUUUAUUUAUUUAUGCUGAGCUAUAUUAUUUACGAGGAUCAACUCUGCGCCGGCUCACCUACGUGUUAUAGCUCGCGUGCUUCCACACCCUAUAAUAUAAUUUCUAUUUAUGAAUCGGAGUGGUUCUUCUCAGCUUUAAUCCUCGUGGUGCACACGGUAUAAAUUUGCUCCAAUGAGCGAAUGUCUUUUCAGAGGAAUGUCGAUUUUCCGGGCGAAUCUCUUCAUUUUCAGAGGGCGGGGGGAAAAUAAAGACGUUCAUUGGACCCGGAUUUGGGAAAGGUGGGUCCAAUUGUGCUUGGGGGCAUGGAUGGAUGCUAUUUCUUUAGAAGCCAGUGCACUCGUGCGCCGCCUGUCGCGAGGAUGUUGGCAUCUGCGGUGUGCUGAGCAGAAGCUCGCGCUGCAGUGCGGACAGUAGGAGGCGGGGGAAGCAGUUUGGAGGAGGGUUCUCGUCAUGCAAAAUAUGACCAAAUAUAUUGGGAACGCCAAACAUAUCUUGUAGACUGUAACGGUGUAAGCUAUUUAAAUUAAUUGUGGUUCAAUUACAGAAUUAAGCAAUUCAGUAGCUAUAGUCUAAGGAAACUUCAUGUCAGCCUUUUUAAAAUGUCAAAACAUGUAUGUACCAAGCUCGUGUGCUCGAAAAAACUCGAGUUUUUAUUUGUGACUGUUAUGUAGAAAGACAACGUGUUGUAACAAUAUAUUUUAUCUAAGCAGUAGGCUACUGUAACAAUGACGGAUGCAGCGACCUUAAAAUUAAGACAGAGAUGCGUUUUGAUGCCUCUGUGAUAAAAGCCUGCUGCUUGAUGUCUGUAAUGUGAAACAACCUGGAUUUAUGUUUAUGGUUUGUUUAGAUGACUAUAGGUAUGAACAAAUUAAUUUGCAAAUGUUUGCUUUUUUCGGGUAAAUUGACUGUCGAUGUAUUAAUAGAAUUUGCGCAGCAUCACGAGGAAUGUUUGCGUUAGGUGCCUUCACGAAGCGCAGUGAGAGCUACGGCACGCGGUGAUAAUGUAGCUUAGUUGAAGCAGCUCAACAGUAGGCUUGGUGUCUCGGCGACACUAAAGUUUAAAAAAUGUAUUCCAUUUUACGCGGAAAAUUGUGUAAACCAAAUGGCGGAAGGGGAUUCGUUAUCCUUUGAAUUCUUCUGGGAUCGAGACAUUCUUCGGCGCGAGCAAAGUGCCCCCUAAAAGUCCCAAAUGAAGGUUACGAAACGAAGACGGAAAGGAAUGCCGACUUCUCAUAGUCUCUGUGCCAGGAUGACAGAGGAGGGUUUUGGUGUCGACUAAAUUGGGGGAACCCUAGGAUUUUAUCAAAGACGUAAGGUUUUUGAAGAGAUUUUUUAAUAUGAUAAAUGGCAGCUUUAAGCUGGGAGCAGCACGAGUCCUGUCGGCCUGGCAGGUGCAGUGCCUAGCUCCAGUGCUGCAGGACCAAGCUAAUAUGAAUGGGACUGGAGAGCAGGUGGACAUUCUGCCGCCCAACUGCAUGGUCAAAGACCGAUGGAAAGUGCUGAAGAAAAUCGGAGGUGGCGGUUUUGGGGAGAUCUACGAGGCGCUGGACCUUCUGACGCGGGAGAACGUGGCGCUGAAGGUGGAGUCGGCCCAGCAGCCCAAACAGGUCCUCAAGAUGGAGGUGGCAGUGCUGAAAAAACUACAGGGUAAAAAUCAUGUUUGUAAGUUUAUUGGCUGUGGAAGGAAUGAGAAGUUUAACUAUGUGGUGAUGCAGCUUCAGGGCAGGAACCUUGCGGAUCUGAGGAGGAGUCAGCCGAGAGGAACCUUCUCCAUGAGCACCACCCUGCGCCUGGGGAAGCAGAUCCUGGAGUCCAUCGAGGCGAUUCACUCCGUGGGCUUCCUCCACCGAGACAUCAAACCGUCAAAUUUUGCUAUGGGGAGGCUCCCCUCCACGUACAGGAAAUGCUACAUGUUAGACUUUGGCCUCGCGCGGCAGUACACCAACACCAAUGGAGAAGUCAGAUUGCCUCGAUCUGUGGCAGGGUUUCGGGGAACCGUCCGCUACGCCUCAGUCAAUGCUCAUAAAAACAAAGAAAUGGGUCGGCAUGAUGACUUAUGGUCCUUAUUUUACAUGCUGGUAGAGUUUGCGGUUGGCCAGUUACCAUGGCGAAAAAUAAAGGACAAGGAGCAAGUGGGCCUGAUUAAAGAGAGAUAUGACCAUAAGAUGCUGCUCAAACACAUGCCCUCCGAGUUCCACGUCUUCCUGGACCAUGUCUUAUCCCUGGAUUACUACACCAAGCCUGACUACCAGCUCCUCAUGUCCGUGUUCGAGAACAGCAUGAAGGAGCGCAUCAUCGCAGAGAAUGAGCCCUUCGACUGGGAGAAGGCCGGGACCGACGUCCUGCUGUCCACCAGUGCGUCCACCCCACAGCAGCACACCAGACAGACGGCAGCCAUGGUGGGAGUGGUGAACGUGACUCCCAUGCCUGGGGAUCUCCAAAGAGAGAACACCGAUGACGUUCUCCAGGACGAACACCUGAGCGACCAGGAGAACGCCCCGCCACCUGUCCCCAGUCGCCAUGGAGAUGCCAGCCAGCCUCUGCCUGAGGGAGAGGCCUGGGAGGAAACUGACUUCAACCGCAACAAACUCAGAAUAAGCCUGAGCAAGAUGCAGUGUGGGAUGGAGGAGGACCCCAGCAGAGGGCUCUGUCCUGGGGCCCCAGACUCCCCAAACAUGCAGGUGCGCUCACUGCGGUACCGGCGGGUCAACAGCCCCGAAUCGGACCGGCUCUCUGCUGCCGAGGGGCGCGGGGACAUCUACGGCCAGCGGUCCCGUAUGGACAUCCUGGGCUCUCCUUCCAGGCAGGUGUACUCGUCCCAGCCGGCGCAGAUGCUGUCGGUGGAGAUGGCGCAGGGGGACCGGCAGGCCAGCGGCCGACAGGACGUGUCGGCGGCGGACCAGGAGGCCCACAGCAAUGCCUUCAUCAAGUCCGUCCCGCUGGCCGAGGAGGAGGACUUUGACAGCAAGGAGUGGGUCAUCAUCGACAAGGAGACCGAGCUGAAGGACUUCCACCCGGGGGCGGAGCCCACCACCUCAGGCACCACGGACGAGGAGCCGGAGGAGCUGCGGCCAAUCCAGGAGCAGGAGGAGCGGCGGAGGGGCGGGGCUGAGCCCGGAGCACGCCCCAAAAUGCAGGACGGGCGUGGCCGCGCCAUGCUGACUGUCACCGAGGAGGAAUCGUCCCGCAGGACUGGCCCCGCCCCCAGCCCCGCCCAGUCGCCCUGCCACUCGCUGCCUUCCGCCCGCCCCAAGAGGAGGGAAUCUGAUCCCUACGGCCCACAGGGACAGUUGGAGGACAGGCAGGCCCCGCCUCACCCUCGGCCCAACCAGCUGAGGCGCCUGGCGUCCUACGUCUUCUCCUCGUCCACCCUGGAGACGGAGCAGUACCCCCACCCGGGGGGGUCGCUGAUCCAGCGCAGCCGCUCGGCGGAGAGCAGCCCCGCCCGCGGCCCCGCCCGCCGCCACCUGCCGCUGGCGCCCGGCAGCCCCCGGCCGCGGCACUCGGUGCUCGGCGUGUCGCGGCUGCAGAUCCAGCAGAUGCUGGCCAAGCUGAUGAACAAGACGCUGCAGGAACCAGGUGCCAAUCAGACAGUGGUGGGAGGAGCUAGCAAGGUGUAGGCCCAGUUGGGUGUCAGCAGGGCGGCAGAGGUUCACUCUGAAAGAGUGAAGAGUCCCAGCCAAUGGCAUGGCAGUGAGAGAAGUCCCAGCCAAUGGCAAGGCAGCGCUGAGAGACAUUCCUCCGCUCACGCUGUGUUAUUUCUGAAGGAGAAGCAAGCUGUACGGAGAGAGAUGGGUGUGUGUGCCCGGGACUGUUAGACCACAGGCAGAGAUGUACUGUCCCAGUAUGGGGAAGUAUACUCAUCCAAAAUAGGAGGAAACCCAUUUAAUUUCACAUAUCCUUCAAAAAUGUACUAAAUAUUGUCACUUUCAUUUAUGCACUUUAAUGCAUAUAUGCAAUUUAAUGCACAGACUGUAAGUAAAUUUAACAAUAUAUACUGUAUGCAUAUCACUGCAAACAUGAAAGUGUCAGUAAUUUUUUUAUAUAUGUAAGGAGCAUAUUUUUGAACACAGUUAAGUCAAGUUAAUUCUGUAUUCCUUACCAUUUGCGCUUUUUGUUGUUGCAAGGUGGAAACUGGCAGACAUGUUAUUCCUCACACUGAUCUAUACCCACACCAUGCUAUACCCACGCUAGUCUUUACCCACACCAUUCUAUACCCACACUAGUCUUUACCCACACCAUUCCAUACCCACACUGAUCUUUACCCACACCAUGCUAUACCCACACUGAUCUUUACCCACACCAUUCUAUACCCACGCUAGUCUUUACCCACACCAUUCUAUACCCACACUAGUCUUUACCCACACCAUUCCAUACCCACACUGAUCUUUACCCACACCAUUCUAUACCCACACCAUUCUAUACCCACAUAUUUCUGAUAUUAACACUGAUACGUCCUGAUGUCUCUUCUUCUUAAGAGAGCGUUGUGGUUUGUGUAAAAAUCAUAAAUGGCCAAAUCCUCACAUAAUUAGUACAUUUUAAGUGAAAUGAGGAUGACUGUCAGUAUUUGAACAUGGUCAUUGCCUGUAUGUGAGAGUCACACUGGUACCUGUACAGAUGAUGUGUCCCGGGUGUGUUUCUGUAGUCUUCCAGUGUGUGUGUGUGUGUGUAUUUAUGUGUGUGUGUGUGUGUGUGUGGGUUCUCAGAAGUCUCCUGUAGGCAGGAAGCUCUGUAAAAAGCACUCUAAUGUAAUCACUGACAUUUGAAGACUUGGCGCUGUAGCAGCCAUGGCCUUUGGAUUUUGGAGUUUAUAUGUAACAUAUUUCACUGUACGUGUGUAUCUAUGAAAUGUGUGUUUGAAUGCUGCUAUACACACAGUCAGGUGCAUUUUCAUCAUCAGGAAGUUACACUGGGAGGACACUGGUGACCUUACACUGGGAGGACACUGGUGAAUUUACACUGGGAAGAGGUUGGUUUAGGGAGAGCAUUAGUGAAGGCGAUUAUGGUUGACAGUGACCCUGUAAAGACUGUGAUGUUCAGUUUAAAAGUGGAAACAGAGGGUCCUACUGCCGGCUGGCUGCAGUGAUUGGCUCAUUACUGUAAGCUUUCAUAUGCAGAGGAAUCUGUGCACUAGGCCCAGCGCAGAGCUGUGUGAGUCCCUGUGAAAGUGCUUAGUCAGCCACCCAAUCCUCUGAGCACAGGGUCUGUCGUAGUAGGCGCUGUGAGCAGGUGGGCGGAGCUUAUUAUGAUUGGCUGUAGUGUACAUUACAGUUUUUAGAAUGUGAACAGGUCUGUCGGUUUGCUGUAGCGCAGUGCAAUAAGAUGUGGGUGCUGUAUGAAUGUGUGUGAAUGAGGACUAAGGCACUUUAUUCUGAGGUUAAAACAGACGCUACGCUCUGCUCAGGGCUGGCACUGACCUGGGGCUGUACAUGCAGUCAAACAGCCGGAAUGAAAGCAUGUGCUAAACCGUAGAGCUGAGAGGAGGUUUAGAGCAAGCGCAUUUCUCAGUGAGUGGUUGGGUGAUUUUGGUCAGCACCUCACAUUACUGUUACAGAUUUACAACUCCCUUUCACAGCUACAGGAUAUUCCUCAUAAACUCAAUAUCCCUGCAGCCAGCUCUGGUGAUGUCACUGUGAGAAUAAGUAUUGGAACUGGAGCCAUGAGGUGUGGUGCACUGGGAUGUGUAGUCCAUUAGGGUUAGGGUUCCUGAGGAGUUGGUGGAGACAGAAAUGCGGCAGAUAGAGCCAUUAUAGUUCACUGCUGCUUGUACAGAGGCUCUGAGGACCACCAGCACAGAGAAUGGAAUGUGUUUCAUUUUACAGCAUUGUGCAUGAAUGGAGUAUUACUGGAAUUUGCUUACUGAGAGACGUGAGUGCUGUCCUAUUUCAUCGGACCUGAGCUUGAACCGUCCCCAUGCAUUUAAUGGGCGCUCUCAUAUCAGUAUAUUACAUGCUGUUGAAGUUAGUUAAAAGCCAUUUAGUUAAAAUAGCAUUUUGUUUCACAAGCAGUUAAAUUACAAUAACA